AGAGCAAAGACGAUGGCAUUCUCGAAGUUGCCUGACGACGUGAUCUCUCAGAUCAUCUCUCUCACAACUCCACGAGACGCUUGCAGAGUAUCGUCGGUCUCUACCUCCUUCAGAUCGAUCGCAGAUUCAGAUCAGGUGUGGCUCAAAUUCUUGCCGCCUGACCACGACAAGCUCGUCCUCCCUCAGGUAUCACCCAAGAAGUCACUCUACCUCCAUCUCUGCGAUCAUCCAGUCCCCAUCGGCGGCAAUCGAAACAUGGUUAGCGCUCGAUUCGAAACAUGGAGCGAGCCUCACAUCUUCUCGUUGGAUAAGAAGAGUGCAAAGAAAUGCUUUAUGAUCGGAGCAAGAGAGCUAGCAAUCCCAGGGGGAGAUGACUAUCGUUCGUGGUGCUGGAUUGCUGAACCAAAUUCCAGGUUUGAUCAAGUGGCUCAGCUCCUGUUCGCAGGCUGGUUUCACAUCAAAGCAAGACUCGAAACAAAAAUGCUCUCGCCCAAGACGAGGUACGCAGCUUACCUCGUCUUUCAAUUCAGAUGCCAUAAAAGCGGAUUUCAUCGGCCGGCAGUGUCGUGCGUGUCGGUCGAAAGCGACACCGACACGCACAGAGAAUGGCCAACCGUGGUCCUCGACCCCGGAGAAGGGGAGCCUCGGUCGACGAGGGAGCGUGGAGACGGGUGGCUGGAGAUUGAGAUGGGGGAGUUCUACAACGAGAACGGAGACGAUGGAACUCUGGAGUGUAGCUUUAAGGAGGUCGAUGAAUACACCUUGAGGAGCGGUCUCGUUGUUGAAGGCAUCGAACUUAGGCCUAAAGAGACGUACUAAACACAGGCUGAAAAUGUGUCUUUUGACUCAGGAUGUGGUGGCUGCCA
Molecule: messenger RNA, 866 nt
Organism: Eucalyptus grandis
Lineage: Eukaryota; Viridiplantae; Streptophyta; Magnoliopsida; Myrtales; Myrtaceae
Product: F-box protein PP2-B11-like
Exons: 3
Coding region: 13-819 (268 amino acids)
Molecular function (GO): protein binding
Source: RefSeq, a predicted model, not a curated record